AUGACUGCCAACGAGCAAGUUAAGCUAAGCAACUUCGGCGACAUCUUCUCCCUCGAGGGCAAGGUCGCUGUCGUGACAGGUGGAUCCCGCGGUCUUGGCUUGCACGCAGCUUCUGGUCUCCUCCAAGCCGGCUGUUCCAAGGUGUACAUCACAUCCCGCAAGAAGUCAGCCUGCGACGAAGCAGUCGCUGCCCUCAAUGCGCUCCCCAACAAACGGCCGGGCGCACAGGCCAUCUCCGUCCCAGCCGACAGCUCGGACAUGAAAGAGCUGGACAGGCUGGUUGCCGAGGUGUCUAAGACGACUGAUCGCGUUGACAUUCUCUUUGCGAAUGCGGGCGCAACAUGGGGUGAGAAAUUCGAUACUCAUCCCGAGAAGAUGUUCUCCAAGGUUAUGGAUCUGAAUGUCAAGAGCGUGUUCUACACGAUUCAGAAAUUCACUCCUCUUCUGACGGCCAAGGCUACUAUCACCGAACCGUCUCGCGUGAUCAUCACCGCUUCCGUUGCUGGUAUUGGUAUUGGUGCCAUUGGCGACAAUGCGACGCCCUCUUACUCUGCUUCUAAAGCUGCUGCUAUUCACAUAGCCAAGAACUUGGCUGUUGAACUUGGCCCGCGCCAUGUUUUGACUAAUGCUAUUGCUCCGGGAUUCUAUCCAUCUAAGAUGGCUAGUGGGCUGAUCGAGGCGCAAGGCGGCAUGAAGGAGAUGGAGGCGUACUCACCCAAUGGACGGCUUGGUAAGCCUGAAGAUAUUGCUGGACUGGUGGUAUUCCUGGGAUCUCGAGCGUCGAGCCAUUUGAAUGGUGCUGUUAUUACCACGGAUGGUGGAUCUGUGCUGAAGGGUAGAUUGUGA
This is a messenger RNA of Penicillium brevicompactum, 846 nucleotides long. Its product is annotated as oxidoreductase, short-chain dehydrogenase/reductase family. The record is from RefSeq and is a predicted model, not a curated record. Bases 1 to 846 code for a protein of 281 amino acids. Gene Ontology annotation, molecular function: oxidoreductase activity. The transcript is spliced from 3 exons. Lineage: Eukaryota; Fungi; Ascomycota; Eurotiomycetes; Eurotiales; Aspergillaceae.